Molecule: messenger RNA, 489 nt
Organism: Mesorhabditis spiculigera
Lineage: Eukaryota; Metazoa; Nematoda; Chromadorea; Rhabditida; Rhabditidae
Source: the annotation of a GenBank genome assembly
AUGUCCAGCGACAAGGAGCAGAUGCGAGAGGCGGAAAGCCUGAGGAGGACCGCAUUCUGCGGUGUUGCCAUCAGCACUAUCGCCACCCUGACGUGCAUCGUCGCCAUCCCGGCGUUGUACAACUACAUGCAGCACGUCCAGUCGUCUCUGCAGACUGAGGUCGACUUCUGCAAGCACCGCACCACCGGCCUGUUCGAGCAGUACGAGCGCAUGCAAGUGAUCAAGGGAGUCCGUGGAAAGGUUGUCAAGAGGCAAGCCGGAUACGACAGCCCCGUCCAAGCCCAGCCAUCGUACGGAGACUCUGCCGUCGCCGACUCGAGCGCCUCUUCCGAGGGCUCUUGCUGCUCGUGCGGAGGACCAGUUGGAGACAACGGCCACGAUGGACAGCCCGGUGCCGCUGGACAGCCAGGAGCCGACGGCCAGUCUGGAGACCAGGGACCCAAGGGAGGCUGCGACCACUGCCCACCACCCCGCACCGCCCCCGGAUAU